AUGCCAUUCUUCUAUUCGUUAUUAGGAGCAACAUUCACAAAGACCAACAAAUUCAUAAAGGCCCAACAAAACAUUCCAGUAAAGUAUAGAAAACUGUGGACACUUCCUAUCUUUCAAGACGAGAAACAGAAAGCAAAUGAUGCAUCCGAGCAACCCCAAGUCGAUGACGCAACAUCUAAAAACCAGAGCAAAUUCCAAGGUUUCCCCCUCGACAUUGUGAAUAUAAUACUCGACAUCUUGCAAGAAGACCACGAUAAAGCUACAAUCAUCUGUCUCGGCCUCACAUGCCGAACCUACUGGAACUAUAUCCAAGGAAAACCAUAUACUUACUUUCAAUUCGAUAAAACCGAAGAUCAGAUAGCCCUUCGAGAAUAUCUCGCCGCAUUUAUCGAAACCUGGACGGGCCCAAAUUAUCGUCGUUUGGGACUUCAUAGUCGAUAUAUCCAAACACCAUUUCUGUCUCGUGCCGUAUAUGGGAACCUUCCUGGAACAGAGGAAAAAGCUUUGGAUGAUCGAUGGAAAGACUAUAAAUCCCUGGUUAUUCAUGAAGAGGAUCAAGAAAUUCACUUUACUCCUAAACCUCUCGGUUUAAACGCAGAACAAUGGUAUCCUCUCGCAGCACGAGAACUCAAAAAGCACAUCUUGCGUGGGGAAGCCCGAAAUGAUAAGACUGAAAUCUAUAGCGCAUAUCGGGCUUCUUCUCUAUGUCGCUGGCUGGUGUUUAAUGGAGGCGAUAAGUGGUUACUGUAUAGUAGAGAUCAUGUGGCGUAUGGAAAAUCCUCACAGUUUUCGCUUAAUCCUUUGAUUGCGAUGUUGAUGGCUUUUCCGGAUGAUGGAAAGUCGUGGACGAUGAAGUCAAAGAAAGUCUAUGAAGAGAAGUAUUUAGAGGGGAAAUGCUAA
Molecule: messenger RNA, 900 nt
Organism: Sclerotinia sclerotiorum 1980 UF-70
Lineage: Eukaryota; Fungi; Ascomycota; Leotiomycetes; Helotiales; Sclerotiniaceae
Exons: 2
Coding region: 1-900 (299 amino acids)
Source: RefSeq, a predicted model, not a curated record